Molecule: messenger RNA, 1038 nt
Organism: Aureobasidium pullulans EXF-150
Lineage: Eukaryota; Fungi; Ascomycota; Dothideomycetes; Dothideales; Saccotheciaceae
Exons: 1
Coding region: 1-1038 (345 amino acids)
Source: RefSeq, a predicted model, not a curated record
AUGACAAGCACAAGCCUGAACAUGGGGCAGAAAAGAAGUAUAAGGCGCCCGCCACGGCCCGUCGUUCCUUCCUAUUCCGUUCAACAAACACCCAUCGCACCUUCCCAAUUCUACGGACCGCCUCUCGGAUACCCACCCGUUCCGCAAAGGCAAGUCUUGAUCAUGAAAUACACCUUGGACAUCUACCAGAUGGACCCCACCGGCCAAACUUCCGAGUCCAUCUUCCGUGAUUUGGAUCCUAUCGCCUUCCAGAAGCACUCGGCAUUCGGUCGUUACUCGAUGUCGGUAUGCCCCCUAACAUGGUCAUACCGCAGCCCAGCAAAAAGAUUCAUCCAACUCGCCUUCGGCCCAGCCAUGAACCAUCCCUACAUGCAGCCCAACGCCUUGAGAUAUGUCUUUUGCGCCAUUAACCGUACUCGCAACGGCAAGAAGAUCUUCCUCGAAUUACCCGCCGACCUCUGUCUCUCUGUGCAAGUCUAUCAGGUCUUGGUCAUUCUUCAGAUCAAAGACUGCAUUGGUCCUCUUCAUGGCCAUAUCAAGCAGAUCAUCAAGGACAGACCACUCUCGGAGGCUGAGCUGGAUGUCAUGCAAACCUGUCUGGAAGUGACUUGCCCUGGUCUCUACUGGUUUGCGGUCACGGUACAGGAAGAGCGCGAGGAGCAGACUCUGCAGAAUGAGCUAGCUCACGAAGACGGCCAUUCCAGCGAGGAUACUGUGAUUCGGGAUGCAGAAAGCCCUGACACAGACUCCGACGAACAGUCGGGAGCAGGUGAAGAUGACGGAAGCGAAGGCAUGAGCUCGGGGUGCGAGGCAGCAUCAGGCAGCAAUGGCACUCACACUGAAAGCAGUGAAAAUGGCACUGCUGCCACAUCAUCCGAAGAAGACGGUUACCCAGCAGACGACGACUUGCCAACCACAAGGUACAAGCGUCGUCGAAGUUCCAGUGAGCCUACACCAUAUCUAGGAAGACUGUACGACGAGCCACCGCUCAACUCAGCUGCGUUCCGAGAAGACUCAAGCGAAGACCUCGAAUGGUGA